Molecule: messenger RNA, 2196 nt
Organism: Haliotis rubra (blacklip abalone)
Lineage: Eukaryota; Metazoa; Mollusca; Gastropoda; Lepetellida; Haliotidae
Product: ankyrin-3-like
Exons: 2
Coding region: 1-2196 (731 amino acids)
Molecular function (GO): protein binding
Source: RefSeq, a predicted model, not a curated record
AUGGCAGACAAGGGAUUCCAAAGACUUCAACAUGUCAGUAUCUGUCUCGUCAGAACGUCCAAUCUUGGAAAAGGCAUCCGCAAAUUCAGGGUAAGAUUUGAGAAGCUCAUUGGGGAGAACUUUGCAGCGUCUGACAAAGAUUGGCUGAGGAACUACACUGAGAGACAUCCACAAGACUAUACGGACAAGCAGGAAAUCCGUGCAUUGGGUCAACUGCACGACGCCUGUAAGAAUGGGAACCUAGGCCGGGUGAGGCGCAUCCUGUCCCGGAGUAAGACUGAAGUCGACAGAAAGGACAAGAAGUAUGGAAGAACACCACUCAUGAUGGCGGCACAGGAGGGACAUAGAAGAAUAUUUGAUUUUCUGAUUAGAAAAGGAGCCAAUGUGUCACAAGUUGAUGAUAACGGCGACAACGUCUUGCACUGGGCCUGCAGAGGGGGGCAUGUGGGUAUGGUGAAGUAUCUACUCUUACAACACAAUCUUGAUAUCAACAGUAGAGCUAACACAGGAAAAACACCUCUGAUGGUAACUGUACAUUAUGGAUACAUCAAUGUUUGUAAGUUCCUGGUGAGUAUGGGAGCUAACGUGUCACAAGUCGAUGAUGACGGCGACAACAUCCUGCACUUUGCCUGCAGAGGGGAGCAUGUGGAAAUGGUGAAGUAUGUACUCUUACAACACAAUCUUGAUAUCAACAGUAGAACAAACACAGGAAAAACACCUCUGAUGGUAACUGUACAUUAUGGAUACAUCAAUGUUUGUAAGUUCCUGGUGAGUAUGGGAGCUAACGUGUCACAAGUCGAUGAUGACGGCGACAACAUCCUGCACUUUGCCUGCAGAGGGGGGCAUGUGGGAAUGGUGAAGUAUGUACUCUUACAACACAAUCUUGAUAUCAACAGUAGAGCAAACACAGGAAAAACACCUCUGAUGGUAACUGUAUAUCAUGGAUACAUCAAUGUUUGUACGUUCCUGGUGAGUAUGGGAGCUAACGUGGCACAAGUCGAUUAUGGCGGCGACAACAUCUUCCACUCCGCCUGCAGAGGGGGACAUGUGGGUAUGAUGAAGUAUCUACUCUUACAAUACAAUGUUGAUAUCAACAGUAGAACAAACAGUGGAAGAACACCCCUGAUGAUAACUGUAUAUUAUGGAUACAUCAAUGUUUGUAAGUUCCUGGUGAGUAUUGGAGCUAACGUUGCACAAGUCGAUGAUGACGGCGACAACAUCCUGCACUUUGCCUGCAGAGGGGGGCAUGUGGAAAUGGUGAAGUAUGUUCUCUUACAAUACAAUGUUGAUAUCAACAGUAAAACAAAUAGUGGAAGAACACCCCUGAUGGUAACUGUGUAUACGGGACACAAAGACGUGUUUGCUUUCCUCGUGAGUAAAGAAGCUAACGUGUCACAAGUUGAUGACUAUGGCAACACUAUCCUGCAUUUCGCUUGCAAAGGAGGACACGUAAAUAUGGUGAAGUAUGUACUCUUACAACGCAGCGUAAACAGUAGAACAAACGCAGGGACAACACCUAUGAUGAUAGCUGUGUAUUAUGGACACAGAGAUGUGGCUACGUACCUUGUGAGUAAGGGCGCCAAUGUGUCAGAAGUGGAUGACUAUGGCAACAACAUCCUGCAUUGGGCCUGCAAAGGUGGAUAUAUUGGGUUGGUGAAAUAUGUAAUCAUAAAUUUAAGUAUUGAUGUCAACAGUAGAGGACAAUACGGAACGACUUCCCUGAUGAAGGCUGCACGUCAUGGACACAGAGACGUUUUUGAUGUUCUGUUGAGUAUGGGAGCUAAUGUGUCACACGUGGAUGAUGAAGGCAACAACAUACUUCACCAUGCUUCAGUUAGGGGACAUGCAAAGAUGGUUCAGCAUAUCCUAUCACAAAACCUGGUGGACAUUAACAGUAGAGGAAAAUACGGGAGGACACCAUUGAUGAGAGCAGCGUAUCAUGGACAUAAAAAGGUGUUUGAUCUGCUUGUGAAGAAAGGUGGUGAAAUUGCCUUGGUUGAUGGCAAUGGUGACAACAUCCUACAUCUGGCCUCUUGGUGUGGACAUGUGGAGAUUGUGAAGCACAUCCUCUCACAGAAUAUGGUCAACAUUAACGCCAAAGACAAGAGUGGGAAAACAGCAGCCAUGAUAGCAAAGCUUGAAGGGCACCUUGGAUUGUAUAACGUUCUUGUUUCACAGGGCUAUCCAUUAAAGUAA